Messenger RNA from Talaromyces atroroseus, 369 nucleotides. RefSeq lists its product as hypothetical. Bases 1 to 369 code for a protein of 122 amino acids. The record is from RefSeq and is a predicted model, not a curated record. The transcript has 2 exons. Lineage: Eukaryota; Fungi; Ascomycota; Eurotiomycetes; Eurotiales; Trichocomaceae.
AUGUCAAACAAAAACCGCGAACAACCACCGGCCUAUCCCGCUGCUGUCCAUCAAGACGCUGGUCCCUACAAUUCCCAAAGCCCACCACCCCAGGGGGCAUACUAUUACCAAUCUACUCCUCCGGGCGGUGCCUACAAUGGCUACUCUAGCCCUCCGCCACAAGGGUAUUAUCCUCCAGGACAGCCGCAGUACGGACCACCGCAGGGAGGGUAUUAUCAACAGGGGUAUCAGCAAGGUUAUCCGCCACAGGGUUACUAUACCCAGCAACCCAAUCGAGGAUAUAGUAGCGGAGCGGAUGGUAUCUGUGCCGGGUUUUCUGCAGCACUUGCCCUCUGCUGCUGUGCUGAUCUUUGUUGCUGGCUUAUUUGA